Molecule: messenger RNA, 776 nt
Organism: Bursaphelenchus okinawaensis
Lineage: Eukaryota; Metazoa; Nematoda; Chromadorea; Rhabditida; Aphelenchoididae
Source: the annotation of a GenBank genome assembly
AUGUACCAUUUUGGUGCUGGGUUCUCGGUUUGGUCGGCUGUUAUGCCGACCAAACCGAGAACUCAGCCCAAAGUGGUACAAAGCAGGGCUGGCUCUUAUCUCCUCUGGGACCGGAAGGAAGGUCCCGGAGGAGAUGAAGAGAAGAAGAUGAGAAGAAGAAGUAAGAGAAGAAGAGCAAGAAGAAGAUGAAGAAAGAGAAGAGGAAGAAGAAGAAGAAAGAGAAGAAGAAGGAGAAGAAGACAAAGAAGAAGAAGAAGAAGAAGAAAAAGAAGAAGAAGAAGAAAAAAGAAGAAGAAGAAGAAGAAGAAAAAGAAGAAGUAAGAGAAGAAGAGCAAGAAGAAGAUGAAGAAAGAGAAGAGGAAGAAGAAGAAGAAAGAGAAGAAGAAGGAGAAGAAGACAAAGAAGAAAAAGAAGAAGAAGAAAAAGAAGAAGAAGAAGAAAAAGAAGAAGAAGAAGAAGAAGAAAAAGAAGAAGUAAGAGAAGAAGAGCAAGAAGAAGAUGAAGAAAGAGAAGAGGAAGAAGAAGAAGAAAGAGAAGAAGAAGGAGAAGAAGACAAAGAAGAAGAAGAAGAAGAUGAUGAAGAAAUAGAAGAGGGAGAAGAAGAAGAGGAAGAUGAUGAAGAAAUAGAAGAGGGAGAAGAAGAAGAAGAAAGAGAAGAAAGAGAAGAAAAGAAGAGAAGAAGAAGAAGACGAAGCACGAUGGAGAAGAAGAAGAGUUUGAUCCGAGAAGAGGAAGAAGAAUCGUCACCCUACCAUCGUUUUACAAAUGAGAUAUGA